This is a messenger RNA of Morus notabilis, 966 nucleotides long. Its product is annotated as alpha carbonic anhydrase 7. NCBI's taxonomy places the organism in Eukaryota, Viridiplantae, Streptophyta, Magnoliopsida, Rosales, Moraceae. The transcript is spliced from 7 exons. The record is from RefSeq and is a predicted model, not a curated record. The coding region runs from base 54 to 896 and encodes 280 amino acids. Gene Ontology annotation, molecular function: carbonate dehydratase activity; zinc ion binding.
AUCUUCCCAUUUAUUGAUCAACUCCAAAUUCAAGCAAAUUUUGGUUCCGAAACAUGAAAUCUCAAAGCAAACCCAUAUUCUCCUUUUCUUGUUUUUUGGUCUUGGUGAUUAUUCUCUUUUCACAUUCAUCAAAAUCCGUCAAAGCUCAGGAAGUUGAGGAUGAGAGCGAGUUUGAUUAUUCGAGAAGGAGCGAAAAGGGGCCCGAUCGCUGGGGAGAGCUGAAGAAAGAAUGGUCUGCUUGUAAGAAUGGAGGAAUGCAAUCUCCCAUUGAUUUGUCAAAUCAGAGAGUAAAGAUUAUUCCAAAGCUGGGCAAGCUCACAAGAAGCUACACACCUUCUAAUGCCACGGUCAAGAAUAGAGGUCAUGAUAUUUCGAUUCAAUGGCAUGGUAAAGCAGGCUCAAUCAAGAUCAAUGGCACCGAGUACUUCCUCCAACAAGCGCAUUGGCACUCACCUUCCGAGCAUACCAUUAAUGGCAGGAGGUUUCAUAUGGAGCUACAUAUGGUUCACCAAAGCACAGAUAAGACCGUUAAAAAUAAUAUUGCGGUUAUUGGUGUCCUCUACAAACUUGGCCGUCCUGAUUCUUUCCUCUCUAAGUUGAUGAAGGACAUAACAGCAAUAAGUGACAAAAAGGAAGAGAAACAUAUGGGGAUUAUUGAUCCAUCAGAGAUCAAGUUGGGAGGCAAAAGGUAUUAUAGAUACAUGGGAUCAUUAACUGUCCCUCCUUGUACCGAAGGUGUAAUUUGGACCAUCAGUAAAAAGAUUAGGACAGUCUCCAAACAACAAGUAGAGCUACUUCGAGUUGCUGUGCAUGAUUAUGCCGAGGAAAAUGCAAGGCCGGUGCAACCGAUCAAUCGCCGAGACAUCCACUUGUUCGACGGCAAAAAUCCAGCAUAAUUUCAUCAAGUUUAGGUCCAAAUCACAUUAAUUUUGUUUAAUUACAAUAUAUUAGUGUUUGCAUGUUAUU